Xenopus laevis (African clawed frog) is the source of this 1343-nucleotide messenger RNA. RefSeq lists its product as uncharacterized. The record is from RefSeq and is a predicted model, not a curated record. Bases 432 to 1214 code for a protein of 260 amino acids. The transcript has 7 exons. NCBI's taxonomy places the organism in Eukaryota, Metazoa, Chordata, Amphibia, Anura, Pipidae.
GUACUCGCACAGUUGGAUUGAUGUUAGUUGCCGGCAUUCCAACUGUAACGUACUGUACUGGGCUCACCCGGAUGUUCUGUUCUUUGGUGUCCUGACCCCAAGAGUGCUCUGAAUUGUGGCACGACUGAGGCACAUAACAUCACUAAAAGAAAGAAAGAGGAAGGCACGAGUCAUCUGAUUUGUAGGACAAAGUUCAUCAAGUGGGACAAGCAGUUGGCCUUCCAGCUCCACCUGUACUAAAGCCCUUACAUAUCGUUCCAUGGUUAUAUUCUGCAAGCAGCAGUGCAAGAGAGAGAAUACGUGUAAAAGAAGACAUCCUCUUUCCUGGCCAAACUGGAAAAUCAGGGUGCUUCAUCGUCUGUCAUCCAGAGUGCACUGGUUUUCUGGAUAAGGGACUCCUACGUAAUUUGGAUUUCCAUACUAGGAAGAAAAUGAGGCAAAUAACCCCGAAAGCGAAAAGGCAUACAGACACCCUAAAGACAAUAAGAAGUGCAGAAGCGCACCACUUAGUGCCAAUGCAAGGUGCAAAGCACAACGCCAGGAGCUUUUCAAAACUUUGGGCCACUCCUAAAACUUGCCGCCGCCCGUUGCCAUUCAUGGCUACACAACAAAAGCAAAAAGGAACGAGGCUCCAGCAUCGCUUGGAGAGAGCAGAAGAUCUUAAUAAGAAGGCUGACAAACUGUUAUGCCAAAACCUGAUUGAGAUUGAGAGGAAGUGCCUUAGACAAGUGGCUGAAGUGAACCUGGAACGCAAGAUGUUAUGGAAGGAGCUCAAGCAAGUCCAAACUGAUGUGACGCCUUCAUUGGAAAGCCUUGAAAUGGAGCUUCCUCCAGAUCUCCCUGACUUAUCAAGGAAACGCUAUUCCCUCCCAAUACUUGGUACACAUGGAUGUGAAGCAGGAGGGGAAAGCAGAAGAUACUGGUCUGGGAGGCGUAGCUCCUGCUCAUCCGAACUUCAAAGGAAAGUAUCAAACUUUAUCACCAAGGUGGAAAGAUUCAAUAGUUUUGACUCAGUCGGACUCUUGACAGACGAUGGGAAAGAAAGUACGGGACAAAAACAAGACUUACAGGAUACGGGGAAGGCCCCCACUGAGAUCACUUUAGAUGAUGUGAAGAGUUGCAGGUACAUCAGCCACAGAAACUCCAUCCCCAGAUUUGAACAGGAGCUGAAGCUGGAAGAAAUAUUUAGUGAAGAUGAAACAAGCUUGGACUAACAAGUCUGCAUUAUAUUUCUUGCUUUCUAUUCAGGGGCAUAAUAUUGCACUAUUGAGCCCUUCCACCACCCUAGGGUGGGGUAAUGGGAAUGUGUGUCUACUGUGGCCACAAGGAAAGGAGGUGCCAGA